GUACGGCAGGAAGUGGAUCAGGGUGGAGAGGACCAGAGAGAAGCAGAUGGUGGAUCUGCACACUGGAACACCUUGGGAGUCUGUCACCUUCACUGCUUUAGGGAGAGACAGACAGAUUUUCUUUAACAUAUUACAAGAAGCAAGAGAACUGGCCCUGAAACAGGAAGAGGGACGCACAGUGAUGUACACAGCCAUGGGUGGGGAAUGGAGACCCUUUGGGUUUCCACGGCGACGCAGACCCCUCAGCUCUGUGGUCCUGGAUGAGGGCGUGGCUGAAAGGAUCGUUGAUGAUGUGAAGGACUUUAUCGGAAAUCCCAAGUGGUACACAGACAGAG
Plectropomus leopardus (leopard coralgrouper) is the source of this 335-nucleotide messenger RNA. NCBI's taxonomy places the organism in Eukaryota, Metazoa, Chordata, Actinopteri, Perciformes, Serranidae. The record is from RefSeq and is a predicted model, not a curated record.